ACCGCUGGGGCGCUGAUACCGCAUACCGCACACGUGCAAUCUAAAUCAAUCCAAAUCGAGCGAUGUAUUGUGUACGUAGGUUAUCCGUUUCGUUGAAGAAUAUUAAAUUGUGAUCUUAAUUUAGUGUAAUUCAGUAUUUCGUCAUGCCUACUGUAAACAGAAUCACAAAGCCCAUUACACAUAAGGGCAAGAAAGCUAUAUUGAAGAAGGAGCCUAAACUGAUAGAAAAUGCAAAGGAAGCUUUAUGCCUGAAAGGUAACCGCACGUCACAGAUCGUUACCGAUUUUAUGAAGGAUUUGUAUGAUCUGAAGAAACCUAACGCGCAAAUGAUGAAACAGAGAAAUGAUAUACUGCCAUUUGAGGACAUUACACUUGUCGAAAAAUUCUCAUCCAAAUAUAACGCAUCUCUUUUCAUGAUAGCUUUACACAAUAAAAAACGCCCGCACAAUCUUGUGAUGGGUCGAACGUAUGAGCAUACAUUACUGGACAUGAUAGAAUUUGGAGUAGAAAAUUAUAAAGGAUUGAAGGACUUUAAGGUCGAAAAGAUCACCUCAGGAAUAAAACCAUUGUUAGUCUUUAAUGGUGAACUGUUUGAAAAUAAUUAUGAAUAUGGCAGGAUCAAAAAUUUGUUCAUUGAUAUGUUCCUAAGAGAAGAGGUUCAGAAGAUCAGAUUACAAGGUCUUGAACACGUUUUAAGUUUUACAGCUGUUGAGAAUAAAAUACUCUUGCGCAGUUACAGGAUACUUUUGAAAAAAUCCAACACAAAAACACCUAGGAUAGAACUUGAAGAAAUAGGUCCACGUGCUGAUUUAGUUUGUAGGCGCAACAAGUUUGCCUCUGAAGAUUUGUUCAAGCAAGCUUGUAAGAGGCCUAAGGCACUCAAGGUGAAGACGAAAAAGAAUAUCUCCAAGGAUACAUUUGGAACAACAUAUGGCCGAAUACAUGUUGGAGCACAACAUAUUGGGAAAAUUCAAACAAGGAAGAUGAAAGGCUUAAAGAAAACCAUAGCAGAAAAGAAGAGUGCUCAAAAGAGGAAAAUUACUAACGAUAAUAAUGACAGCGCAAAGAAAUUAAAAGAAACUGCAAAUUGAAAGAUUUGAUUGGGAUGUUUAUAAUUAAGUGAAAAGAAUGUAAUUUUAAUAUACUUUUAUUCAAGAUAUGAUUAUCAUUUCCAACUCCAACUGCUAAUAUUUUGCUGAUCCUGCAAUCAAUGAUAUAUAAUAUAUAUGUAUAUAGCGCUCAUAUAUUCUUUAUUAACAUUUUAAAAUAUUGUAAAAUUUUACCUUUACAAUUAUUCCGCAUGUAGCCAAGCAUUCUCGCACUUUGUCGCAUUCUUUCAAUAAAGUUGUAUCUUUUGGAUUUUGCUCAA
Molecule: messenger RNA, 1369 nt
Organism: Solenopsis invicta (red fire ant)
Lineage: Eukaryota; Metazoa; Arthropoda; Insecta; Hymenoptera; Formicidae
Gene: Non3
Product: ribosome production factor 2 homolog
Exons: 5
Coding region: 144-1091 (315 amino acids)
Biological process (GO): maturation of LSU-rRNA from tricistronic rRNA transcript (SSU-rRNA, 5.8S rRNA, LSU-rRNA); ribosomal large subunit assembly
Cellular component (GO): nucleolus
Molecular function (GO): rRNA binding
Source: RefSeq, a predicted model, not a curated record